GAUUUGAUAUUUCUGAAGGGCAGGAUAUAGAAAAUGCUAUUCAAAAUAUUCGUGGUACUUCUGUAACAAAUUUAAAACCGAAUCGAGAUAGAAACCUUAAUCCGACAUGUCUCAAUAAACGAAAUUUGAUAAAAGAACUAAGCUUGAGAGGAAUAGAGGUAAACGAAAAAGAAAACAGAAGUAUACUAGUAUUAAAUUUGAAGAUCCAGCUAGAAAAUGAUAUCAAAAAUGCUAAACUAG
Messenger RNA from Racocetra persica, 240 nucleotides. The record is from the annotation of a GenBank genome assembly. NCBI's taxonomy places the organism in Eukaryota, Fungi, Glomeromycota, Glomeromycetes, Diversisporales, Gigasporaceae.